AUGCUGUUGUUUGACCACACAGGAAGCCUAGCUGCACUGGUUUAUCAGCACUCCAUCACCCCCUUGGCUUUACCCUGUAAACUCCUUCUGCCAGAGACAGAUACUGUAGACUUUGGAAUGCCCGAAUCUCCCAAGAUCAAUGAAGUACCCAGUUCAGCUGCCGCCCUGCUGGCCCAAGGUGCUGCCUGUAACGUCUUGUUCAUCAACUCAGUGGACACAGAAUCUCUGACUGGGCCCCAGGCUGUGGCUAAGGCCAUCAAAGUCACCUUUGACAACUUCAAUGACCCUAACCUGAAAACCACAGUUGUUCAUUUUAAAGUCUCCUCACAGGGCAUUACGCUGACAGACAGCAACAGAAAAUUGUUUUUCCGUCGCCAUUACCCUGUUGCCGCAGUAACUUACUGUGGAGUUGAUCCAGAAGAUCGAAGGUGA
Messenger RNA from Liolophura sinensis, 432 nucleotides. RefSeq names its product tensin-3-like. Gene Ontology annotation, molecular function: protein binding. The transcript is spliced from 4 exons. Bases 1 to 432 code for a protein of 143 amino acids. NCBI's taxonomy places the organism in Eukaryota, Metazoa, Mollusca, Polyplacophora, Chitonida, Chitonidae. The record is from RefSeq and is a predicted model, not a curated record. Gene Ontology annotation, cellular component: focal adhesion.